AUGAAUGGCCUGGACACGUCAUCACCUUCCUCGCUCUAAAACCCUAACUCCCCAGAAACCCUAACUUUCUUUUUCCUCCGCAAAAGAAAAAACUCAGAAGCUUAGCCAUGGCGAUUCCUAGCGACGCUGGCUCGGAAGCGCUUCAUCGCCUGAAGACGACCGACCCUCCGCAGUGGCUGGCGCCGAGCGCCGCGCUCUCCCAGACCGCUCGCGCCGCGUCGCAGCACCUCUUCUCGUCUCUCAGGCCGUACGCUCCCAAAACUCCGUUCGAGCAGCUCCUGGUCGAGGGCUUCGACGCCGAGCAGAUAUGGCAGCAACUCGAUCUCCAGUCGCAGCCUCUCCUGUCGAGCAUCCGCCGGGAAUUAAAGCGGUUCGAGAAGGAUCCGGAGGAGAUUCGGAAGCUGAGAGUGGCCAUGGAAGGCAAAGAGAGAGAGAAGGGUUUGGAAGAUGAGGUAGAGAAAAUGGAAGUGGAAAGUGAUGAUUUUGGUGAGGAUUUAGAGGAUUUGGAAGAAGAAGAAGAACAACAACAGCAAAAAGAAGGAAAGGAAGAUGAAGACGAAGACGAGGACGAGGACGAGGACGAAGAAGGUGAAGAGGGAAAUGAAGGGGGUGGAAUUGAGGAUCGGUUUUUGAAGAUGAAGGAUUUGGAGAAGUUUUUGAAGGAGGAUGAGGAGAGGGAAUAUGGAUCAAAGAAGAAAGACAAGAAGAAGAAGAAAGUUGAUGAUGGGGAUCAAGAGGAGAAUACUGAAAAAGAAGAAGAAGAAGAAGAAGCAGGGGAUGAUGAAGAUGAAAAUGGAGAUGGAGAAGACGAGGAUGAGGACAGUGAGGAGAUGGGAGAAUUUGGGCUUGAUGAUGAUGAAGACGAAGACACGGACGAGUUGGGAAAUGCAAGAUACGAAGAUUUCUUUGGUGGUAAGAAGAAAAAGCCAUCCAAGAAAAAAUCCAAGUUGACUGGUGAUUUGGAAGGUUCGGGCAUGGAUGAUGACGGUGAAGAUGAUGAGAAGCAACAGACUCUUUCUACUCACGAAAAGGAGCUUGCGAAGCGUAAAUUGAAAAUAGAGCAGAUGGAGAAGUCGAACUUAGAGCCGAAGACUUGGACCAUGCAAGGAGAGGUAACUGCUGCAAAAAGGCCGAAGAAUAGUGCAUUGGAAGUUGAUUUAGAUUUUGAGCAUAAUAUGAGACCCCCGCCUGUCAUUACAGAGGAGGUUACAGCUUCUCUCGAAGAUAUAAUCAAGAAGAGAAUUCUCGAGGGGCAUUUUGACGAUGUCGAAAAGCCACCUGCUUUACCCUCCAAAGCACCUAGAGAAGUUAAAGAGUUGGAUGAGAAUAAGAGCAAGAAGGGUCUGGCUGAAAUUUACGAGGAAGAGUAUGCUCAGAAGACAAAUUUAGCCUCUAUGCCAUUGUCGUUUGCAGAAGAGGAGAAGAAAGAGGCGAGCAUGCUGUUCAAGAAACUUUGCUUGAAAUUGGAUGCUCUUUCUCAUUUUCACUUCACUCCCAAACCGGUUAUUGAGGAUAUGUCUAUACAAGCAAAUGUCCCUGCUCUGGCCAUGGAGGAGAUCGCACCGCUGGCAGUCUCUGAUGCAGCAAUGUUAGCUCCUGAGGAAGUAUUCGCUGGCAAAGGUGAUAUUAAAGAAGAAUCAGAACUAACACAGGCAGAGAGAAAGCGGAGACGAGCUAACAAGAAAAGGAAAUUCAAAGCUGAGGCAGCAAAGAGAACUGCAAAUAAACCCCAGGAUGGCACAUUGCUAAACAAUAAUGACGCUGUGGCAGAAAAAAAGGAUGACGAAGAAGGCGCGGGAGUAGCACGAUAAACCAAAACAAAACGACACAUUUGAUGACUAAUUUAUCAACAAAUAAUUUCCUUGGAAACCAUCAUCCUUGAAAUUGAGGCAAUGGAGGGUUAUGAGAUGCUGUACUCAAAAUUAAAUAAGUUUCGAGGGCGGCUAAAGGAAGUUGAAAAGAAAGGGAGAAAAGAUGGAGGAGCUGGGAUUGGUAAUUAUUGCUAUUUCUGAACAGAGAAGCCCUUGGAAGGGAAUAUGAAAAUUGUUGCAAGAUAUAGGUUUUAAGGAAACUUGACAUAAAGAGUUGGCACAUUUUUUGGCUUUUUUCCCCGUUUAGAUUAGAAUGCAAAGAUAAAAUUUUGGUAGAGGCGAAAAUGAUUUAGUAUUGACUUAUAUAUAGUUAUCAUUGUAAUCAAAGCAGUAAAUUAUUUCCUGUGUCACACACUUGUAUUCAAUUUUGCUAUUCAUGCCAGUCAAAUGACAGAGGUUAUGAAAUCCUUAAUUUUGAUGUACGGGCAAA
Molecule: messenger RNA, 2301 nt
Organism: Morus notabilis
Lineage: Eukaryota; Viridiplantae; Streptophyta; Magnoliopsida; Rosales; Moraceae
Product: U3 small nucleolar ribonucleoprotein protein MPP10
Exons: 13
Coding region: 108-1811 (567 amino acids)
Biological process (GO): rRNA processing
Cellular component (GO): sno(s)RNA-containing ribonucleoprotein complex; nucleus; Mpp10 complex
Source: RefSeq, a predicted model, not a curated record